CAUAUUUUAUUCAUCGUUUGUUGGGCGCGGAAUUUAGAGUGUGGUCUAAUCUGAUGAUAUUAGUCCAAGUUAUUAGCAUUCGAAUUGUUCUUAACGACGAUGACGAUGACGAUGUUUCUCUUCCUAAUGCGACAACAAAAUGUCAUAUUACAUUAGGCCUUUGCGGCAUUUUUUUAUCUCCAAAAUUGGGUUACCAUUCGCAUAAGUGUGGAAUAUUUGAUCUGCUUUGCUAUAUGAAUCGCUUGCAAAAUGAGCUUGAAAUUGGCCUUAUGCCUGUGCCUGGCACUCUGGUGUGGCAUAGCCGUUGCCAUCGAAGGGGAACCAGCCAAGACAAGACAAGAUGAUUACGAUGAGAUCGAUGACAUCGAAGAAGAAAGCAAUACCAUUGCACUCGCUUCGGCUAUUGAAACUGGUGAAGAAGAGGCGCUGCUGGAAACCGAGACUGCAGCUCUCCAAGGUUCAUUUCCAUACUAUUUAAACAAUCCAUUUAUCGGUUAUCCGCCCUACUUCUAUCCGGGCUAUCCACGACCUGGAUCACAUGGACAUCAUCACGGCUAUCGCCCCUAUUCUGGCUGGCCUUAUCCCGGUUUCUAUUCUCCUGGCUAUCCUGGCUACUCUGGUUAUCCUGGCUAUCCUGGCUAUCCUGGUUACCAGUACCCUGGUUAUCCCAACUAUGGAUAUCCCUAUGCUUAUCCAGGAUAUCCUUAUCCCAAUCUUGGUUAUCCCUUCCGCGGCAGGGAAUCAACUGAAGAUGCGACAAAGAUCUGCUCAAAGACUAUACUAGGCCUAGGAAGAAUUUGCACUACAGUUCAGCAGUUGCAACAAUCGUUCACCCUAAACAUGAACUCAACAAUUGCGCUUACCCUGUUAUUGACACUUUGGUGUGGUGUUUCCAUGGCCAAGGAUGAGAACGAUGCUGUGGUCUACAAGAUGGACGAGAGCAGCAUUCAGGCUGCUGCAGCCUACUAUGCAAGUCCCAGGAGCAUCAAGAGAGUCGCUGCUGGCCAAGGAAGACUUAUUGGACUCAACUGGGGACAAUUGCCCUUAAAGAAUUAUCUCUUUACAAAAAGCGAACAACAUGUUGACAAGGAUGGGGAAUUUGAUUCAGAUAGUGACGAAUAUCCCGAUUUCGAUCCAGAAACUGAUCCAGAGCAGCUUCCUCCUCCACCUCCUUUCUUUCCCAGUGCUCCGAUUUCUGCUUAUUCAGCUUAUGGCGCCUAUGCUGCUUUUCCUUCUCCAUAUCCCUAUAGCAGCUAUAAUGGUUUUCCUUCUCCAUACCCGGAUUUCGUUUACCAAGGUCCGAAUCAAGGAACUAAGUACUACAAUCGUUACUAUUACGGUGCUCCACGCGUUGUCUUCACGCUAAUCACAGAUGGUCUAGGUGACAAUAUGUGGAGACAAGAAAUGCCUAUAAAUACACAAUCCAAAAGAGACAUUAAUCAGUUCGACACAAACACUCAGAAAAUGAGCUCAAAAUUUGUUCUCUGCCUAUUUGCGGCACUUUGCUGCGGCAUUGCCGUGGCCAAGGCUGCUCCAAAGGCCACCAAGAAUGUGCUCAUCUACAAGCUGCAGGAUGACGAAAGCGACGAUCAGGAGCUCUACGACUCUCAGGAUUACUACAGCCACCUGAGAACCGAUCUGGAAGAGGAGGACUCCAAUGCUGUGGCCGACGAGGAGGAAGAAGAGGAGACCGGACGUCAGUACAACUAUCAACCGUACUACUAUCCUCCUUACGGAUAUUCACCAUACUACUAUCCUUACCCACCACCCGGACCACCACCACCUAAACCACCAACUUCAUCAUCUAGUUCAUCAUCUAGUUCAUCAUCCAGUUCGGACACUGAUUCAAAGCCAGCACAUCAUUCGCCACCUCCACCUCCGCCACCUCCACCACCGCCACCACCACCACCGCCAGGCCCUCCUGGACAGUAUUAUCCACCAAGGCCUUAUCCUCCUGGACCUUAUCCACCAGGACCUUAUCCACCAGGACCUUACCCUCCUGGACCUUAUCCACCAAAGCAUGGACACCACCCUGGCUACCCUUAUCCUCCUCCUCCUUCCAGCUACCCUUAUCCUCCAUACUAUCCUGGAUAUCCUUAUCCCAAGCCGCACACCACAACCACAAAGGCUCCUUCAACUGAGACAACUAAGUAUUGCAAAAAGAUCUUCCCCAUUGGUGUGGUGUGCUUGUAGAGCAAUUAUUUGCAUCUCAAAACGAAC
Molecule: messenger RNA, 2220 nt
Organism: Drosophila sulfurigaster albostrigata
Lineage: Eukaryota; Metazoa; Arthropoda; Insecta; Diptera; Drosophilidae
Exons: 5
Coding region: 250-2193 (647 amino acids)
Biological process (GO): actin filament polymerization
Cellular component (GO): actin filament; cytoplasm
Molecular function (GO): actin binding; microtubule binding
Source: RefSeq, a predicted model, not a curated record